Molecule: messenger RNA, 1508 nt
Organism: Aureobasidium subglaciale EXF-2481
Lineage: Eukaryota; Fungi; Ascomycota; Dothideomycetes; Dothideales; Saccotheciaceae
Exons: 3
Coding region: 322-1410 (362 amino acids)
Biological process (GO): nucleotide-excision repair, DNA damage recognition; nucleotide-excision repair involved in interstrand cross-link repair; base-excision repair
Cellular component (GO): nucleotide-excision repair factor 1 complex
Molecular function (GO): damaged DNA binding
Source: RefSeq, a predicted model, not a curated record
CCAAGAAUACCUUGAGAUGUCAAACUGGACACAGCUUACGUAGAAACAUCAUCUGUUUUCAGAAAUCACACAUGGUUACAACUUGGAAACAGAUGAAUAUUGAGCAGAUGGAAGGAACCUCCUCACAUGUUGACGUAGGGGUGACCCGGCUCUUUGUCUAGCUCCGAUGAUGUCAGCGCCUUCUUCUUGAACCUUCACGAGUGUGCACAGUUGCGCCUGACUCCAUGCACUCUGAUUCUUAACGCCUCAUACCAACAACUCGAGGAUUUUCACUUCACGAUCUUACCGUCACGGUCCAACACGCGUCCAGCCAGAUACAACAUGGCAGACUCUCAGCGAGCGGCAACGCCACCGAGAGCAGCUCGACCAGGCUCGAUACCACGAUCGCCAAUGACGCCAGAGAAGAUUCGCCGAAUGGAACAAGCGCGACUGAAAGCGAAAGCACUACGAUCACAGCAACUCGCCGCGAGUCAAGAAGCACCAGCGAACCGAACGCCUUCAGGCUUUAUAGCCGGACAGAAACGACCACACGUCACCCUAUCUGGGUCUUCCGUUCAGCCAAAUCAACGCGACGCACGACAGGCCCAGUCUGGCGACAAAGAUGGCUUCAGUAAACCCGCACGCGACUCAGGCAUCGAGCCGGCCAAAAAGUUCCAGAAGUUUGUCGAAUACGACUUCAGUAAGAUGACGGACACGAAGGGAGGAUUCUUGACUGCCGAGGACGAUCCGCACAACAGAGCAUUGCACACACCAAACCAAGAGCAGAAGCCGGCCAACAUGACGUUGAAGGAAUGGGAAAAGGCGCAGUUGAUCAAGAAGCUGAAGAAUGAGAAGGCAGGACCCUAUGAGCCGGGACUCAGUGCGCUAGGUGGUGCAAAGGAGCAGAAGAAGUGCAGAGAGUGUGGCACACUGGAGAUUGACUGGAAGUGGGACGACGUGUUCGGGUGUCAGGUGUGCAAGGCGUGCCAGGACAAGCUGCCAGACAAGUACAGUCUGCUCACGAAGACGGAGGCACGAGAAGACUACCUACUCACGGAUCCCGAACUCAAGGACGAGCAACUACUGCCACGACUGGAGAAGCCGAACCCGCACAAGUCGACAUGGAACAACAUGAUGUUAUACCUGCGGUAUCAGGUAGAAGAGUAUGCAUUUUCGGACAAGAAGUGGGGCAGCGCGGAAGCGCUGGACGAGGAGUUUUUCAAGAGCAAGCUCAACGAUCUGAAGAGGAGAACGCGAGUGGAUGCGUACAAGCGCCAAAAGGCGGGGGUCGAAGGAGGAAACUUCGGAGACAAGCUUUGGGGCUCAAAGCAUGAACAUGAAUGGGGUCGAGCGGUCGAGAAGCCGGAGACGGGCGCCACGGUCAAGACUUGUGUCGAGUGUGGCAUGGAGGUCGAGGAACUGGAGUUUUGACAGAGCGCAUGGACGGUGAAGACGGAUCAGAAUCAGAUACCCCUUAAUACGAUCAAGAGCUGUCAGACGUGCAUAUUCAUUGGCCGAGCGGUGAUCGG